Messenger RNA from Prunus armeniaca (apricot), 564 nucleotides. Lineage: Eukaryota; Viridiplantae; Streptophyta; Magnoliopsida; Rosales; Rosaceae. The record is from the annotation of a GenBank genome assembly.
AUGGUAACUCCUCAAGACAAGCCCUUGAAGAAGAUGAAGUUUGUUUCAUCUGCUGAGACAGAACCAACCAGCACGACAACAAUUUCUGAGGAUUCAAAGUCAGGUCGAGGUAUGAGCACAAUGCCUCGUGUUGUGAAGAGAAAAUUGCAGAAAAUCAAGCAAGUUGUUGAGUACAAUAAAAGGGGGAAAGGAUGUGGCCCUGCACAUACUGAGAUGCAGUCCUACAUUGGUGUGUUGGCACGCUCCAGAGUCCCACUUGUGGACAAGAAAUGGGCUGAAAUCCCCAAGGAUAUAAAGGAGCAGAUUUGGGAAGCCGUUGACAUGGCUUUUGUGGUAGGUCAAGGGGGCAAGACCUCGGUGUUAUCUUCUGCUGCCAAGAAAUGGAAGGAUUUCAAGUCUACACUGACGAGGCAUUAUAUCCUUUCAUACAUCAAGGAGAGGGAGAAAUUAAGCCAACCCCCUGAAAUUAGGGAGAAACUUGAGUACAAUCAUCGAUUGUCUCGAAAAGGAUAUUCUGGUUUGGAGGAUCAAUUGGAGGAAACCCAUGCCUGGGGUAGAAAUUGA